Messenger RNA from Archocentrus centrarchus (flier cichlid), 2797 nucleotides. RefSeq names its product methionyl-tRNA synthetase 2, mitochondrial (gene mars2). The transcript has 3 exons. Gene Ontology annotation, molecular function: methionine-tRNA ligase activity; ATP binding. Gene Ontology annotation, biological process: methionyl-tRNA aminoacylation. The record is from RefSeq and is a predicted model, not a curated record. NCBI's taxonomy places the organism in Eukaryota, Metazoa, Chordata, Actinopteri, Cichliformes, Cichlidae. Bases 146 to 1927 code for a protein of 593 amino acids.
UUUAACCGGAAGAAGCCUUACUUCACAAGGUUACGACAACAGCUAAAACUUAUCUUAUUCCAGUUUAACGCUAACGCUCUCUCCACCGCUUAGAUUCAAUAUCGGUUUUGUUGGUCUUCAUGUGGGCGUCAUCUUGUAUCCAACUAUGAAGUUCCCUUAUCUUUUUGCUACCAGAGCUGUUCUCAGAUUCCAGCAAAGCCCGUUUUUAUUACCGGUCCCAGCGCUCUGGACACAUCCAAGGAGCGCCGCUUUGAGCACCCGGCUCUGCAAAGAUGACAGGAGUUACUACAUAACCACUCCCAUCUUCUAUGUCAACGCUUCACCUCAUUUAGGACACCUGUACUCAGCUGUUUUAGCAGACUGCUUACACAGGUACAAACUACUGCAAGGAUUCAACUCAAAGUUUGCAACAGGCACUGAUGAACAUGGCUUGAAAAUCCAACAAGCUGCUGAAGCUGCAGGAAAAGAUCCCAUGACCUUCUGCACGGAUGUGUCGAAGCAGUUCAGACAUCUCUUCGACAGCUGCAACAUAUCGUACACAGACUACAUAAGAACCACUGAGCAGAGACACCAUGAGGCUGUGGAGCAUUUCUGGUCAGUGCUGUGGAACAAAGGGCUCAUCUACAAGGGGAGUUACGAAGGCUGGUACUCCACACAAGAUGAAAGCUUCCUUAUGCCGUCUCAGGUCGGUGACGCUUUGGACUCAUUAGGGAAGGAGAUCAAAGUUUCGCUGGAGAGCGGACACAAGGUGGAGUGGAUGAAAGAGGAGAACUACAUGUUUCGUCUGUCUGCGUUUCAGUCUCCGCUGCUUGACUGGCUCAGAGGAAAUCCUCAGGUUGUACAGCCUGAUCGUUUCCACCAGGUUGUACUUAAGUGGUUGCAGGAAGACCUUCCUGACCUGUCGGUAUCCCGUCAGAGAAGUCGUCUUCAGUGGGGGAUCCCAGUCCCAGGAGAUGAUGAGCAAACCAUCUAUGUAUGGGUAGAUGCUCUGGUGAAUUACCUCACAGUAGCUGGCUAUCCAGAUAAACACAACCAAUGGUGGCAUGUGGCCCGCCAUGUGAUAGGAAAGGACAUCCUAAAAUUUCAUGCCAUCUACUGGCCAGCUUUUCUCCUCGGAGCUGGACUGCCACUUCCACGGGUGAUUCAUGUGCACUCCCACUGGACAGUAGGAGGAAAGAAGAUGUCUAAAAGUUUGGGGAAUGUGGUAAAUCCACUUGACCGCUCACAAAUAUUUACAGCUGAUGGUAUGAGAUACUUUCUACUGCGCCAGGGUGUUCCCGACUCAGACUGUGAUUACACAGAUAACAAAGUUGCCAAGCUGCUCAAUGCAGAGCUUGCUGACUCUCUGGGUGGUCUGCUUAACCGCUGCACUGCCCCAGCCCUCAACCCAGCUCAGGUCUACCCCUCUUUCUGCUCUCAGUCCUUCCCCAGAGAACAAGGAGGCAGAGCUGUGGGUGAAGACUACCUCAUGUUGGAUGCUGUGAAAAAUCUCCCAGCUGUGGUGGAGAAGCACUAUGAGACUAUGCAUGUAUACAAAGCUCUGGAGGCCAUCAAUGCCUGUGUGAGGCUCACUAAUGGGUUUGUCCAGCGCCACGCACCCUGGAAGCUGGAUAGGAAGGACAGUGAAGACCAGCGCUGGCUAGACACCAUCAUCCACAUCUCUCUUGAGUGUCUGAGGAUUUAUGGCACACUUCUCCAGCCAGUUGUGCCGGAGACUUCUAACAAGUUGUUGUCAAGACUCGGGGUGCAACCACAUGAGAGGAGCUCAACAGCCCUGAACUUCCUGCCAAGGUAUCAGGGAAUGGACUGUCCCUUUGAAGGAAGAGCACUAGGAUCUGACUGCGGAGUGCUUUUCAGUCGCUUGGAAAAUCAGAAUGCAGAUAAACAAAAGCCUAUGAAAACAAAAAAGUCUGCAAAUUUUAAAUGAGGAAGGUUUUUUUUUUUUUAAUGUAAUCUAAAAACUCUAAGUUUCAACAUGUCAGUUUUCACACACGCACUACAACCCUGAACUUUUGUGAGCGGUGCAUGUGAGAACGCAAUGAUCUGACCCUGUCAGAUCACUCGUUAUCCUAUCUUUAACCUACCACCUCAUUAGUACAGAGUGUGACAUCAUAUUUGGGCCUGUACGAGAGUAGUCCAGUGUAUUCACCGCUUAGUGUCACGUAUGCUGCCUUCUGCACACUAUCCAGGCAGCUCAUUUGCUAAAACCAAGCAAAGUAUUUCCAGUAGUGAGAAUACAUCUGAAGACAUUUCCUGUUGAGUGCUACAUGUGAGAAAGGAUUGAUUCAAAAAAUGUAGUUCCUGUGGAAAAAAAAAAAAAUGCAGAGAAACAGCAAGUUAUUAAGUAACUGAGUACUAGACAGUAUCACUCACACUCUAACCUGAAUGCAGCCAUUUUUUUUUUUUUUUUCCUACCGUGGGAUGUCAAACUGGUUUGAAGCUCUAUUCUAACCAUAAUUGUCAACCUGAAGUGAAAAUGAAAAUACCUGUAUGGAAAUACAGGGCCUUUACACUUGGUUAUUUGUGUUUCUCUUGUUGGAAAUUGGUUUAAAACAUAUGAACUGUUACAUAUUUAGUAAUUGUCUCUAAACAGUUCUUAGGUAAAAGAAAAAAAGUUACAAUACUGGAAGGACACUUUGACUAUCACUAUAAUCCCAUGUUGUGUACACACCUCAUCAGCUGUAAAAGUUGUCCAUUCACCAGCAGGCAAAAGAUCAAAACUUUCACUGCCAGGGUUUAAAAACAGGCAGCUGACACAAGUACGAGACAUUAAAAACUGACAUGAUUUUUUUUAAUG